CGAGUUGAAGGUUCUCAGCGCUGCCCAGGAUCGGGCCCUGGGUUCCUUCAUUCUUGGUGUUUCCCUGUGGAACCUCGUUAGGGCUGAUUGACACACAGACAUCGUUAAGCCAGUGCACAGGCCAGCCCUUAGCUUAGGAGACAGCGCACAGGACUUAGCAGGAAUGCCCCUGCUCAAGGGGGAUUUGAAUCUGGGGAGGUGAUGAUUUAAUUGUCCUGAUGUAAGAUUCCUUAACGAGCCAGGACUCAAUACUCAGCUAUAAGCAAGCGCUCGACUGCCUGGCAGAAGGGCCAUGUUGCGAAUCCAGCCGAGAGAGAAGCAAUUAUAAUUUUUUGUAAGCACUGACCAGUGCCCUGCAUGCUCCACCGUGUACCAAUGGAUAAUCAGUUAAUUAAUAACGGUGCUAAGCUCCUGCAUGCACAGACCCCUAGAGGAUGUACCAUGAUGUCGUUUUGCUCCUCCCCAUCUCCCAGCAUCUGCUAUCUGGAUCAGCACAGAGACACACAGAGAGCAGUGAAGACAUGGAGGUGCCCAGCAAAAAACCUUCUCUCCCUUUAUUGCUAGUGACGCUGAUCAGCCUCUCUCCAGGUUCAUGAUUCUGCCGUGCGGAUGAGGAAGAUGGAGAGACGUUUCUGAUGGUGUAGCACUUCCCAAUUGCUUUCUUUGUUCUCCUCUAUCUGCACAAUUGUGUAGGACAUAGGUCUGGUGUAGCGACGAGCCGCAACCAAAAAUGGAUAUCCUGGUUGCCCAAGCACCUACUCCCCACCGCUGGGUGAAUGGGACUCUGGGAGGAUCGGUCUUGCUGUCUGUGGAUCUAUCCCCUGGGAAAAAGGUGAAAGAAAUCGAAUGGAGCUUUCGUGCUGGGUCAGGUGUGACGAUCCAGCUGGCUGAGUUCAGUGCGGGGAAGUUUGAGCGACCCGAUCCCAGCGACAGAUUUAAGAAGAGGCUAGAAAAGUACAACGAGACCUCGCUGAGGAUCAAGGCUCUGGAGCUGGGCGAUAGCGGAGUUUAUGAGGCCCGGAUUAAGAUAGUACCAGCAACUGUGGAGGAACAGGCCUUUCUCCUCGCGGUCUAUGAGCCAGUGCCGCAGCCCCAGAUCCGGAGCCAGCUGCUCGCCAGCACGCUGGAGGGGUGCAACGUCACGCUGCAGUGCCAGGGCUCGGGGAAGGGAAACGUGAGCAUCUCCUGGGGGAGAGGGAACCCGGUCCAGGAGCUGGAUCCAGGUCGUCACCAGCUCUCCCCUGAUGGCAGGAGGCUCCAGCUGUCUCUGCAGCCCAGCUCCCUGAAUGCCACCUACACCUGCACGGUCAGCAACCCCGUGGAUCAGAAGAUCGUCUCCUUCGACCUGCAGAGCAUCUGCCGCAGUGGAGAUGCAGACGCGUCCUUCUCGAAGCCGGGGUACAUUGUGCUGACGUUCUUCCUGUUAGUGCUAAGCCUUGGGACUGCCGUCUGGUGUUGGCGGAUGAACAACGAGAAGUCAGCUGACCCAGCUGCCACCCCCACGGGCCCAGUGGAAGAAAGUCCGUCCGACCCGCAGUACGCUGAGAUCUUGAGGAGUCCCCCAGAAGGAAAUGACCAGGGCCUACGUCACCUGGAAAAUAACACGGAGCGGAGCCCACAGAAAGAGCCUCUAAUCACCACCAUCUACGACACGCUCCAGAGGACCCCCGAGAACACGUCCGAGGAGGUCACAUAGGCCCCCAGGAACCAGAGGAGGUGGCGUAUCAGAGCUUUACCAAGGGCUUUGAAGUGCACCGUGUGCCCCACUCAAACUCUGUAGCUGAACGGUCUAAGUUCCACCCGCGAACCCGAAUGGGAGAAGACACCUUCUCCAGCUCUGGAGCCUGCCUCGUGACGCCUCCCCACCCCGCCACCCCCAUUGUUUCGGAACCUCGUGUGUGACGCCCUCAGCAACUGUUUUGGGAAGGAGGAACCCGAGUGAAGGCGGAGGAGGGAACAGGACAUGCAGCUUCAGCGCUGGCGCCUGCAAAAGCAAAGGGCCGUGCGGGCUAAGGUGACAUCUGCCCAUUCGCCGCGUGCAGGGGGAGAGGUGGAGAACACAGCACGGCCGCCCCCCCUGCAAGAGGACAUUAGCCAGCCAGAUGGAGCCCAUCUUUCCAUGGUUGGUGCACUGUCCUCCAGCAGGAGCAGCGUCCCGUCACCAACCGCGGAGCAGGAGGGUGGUGAGAGGCAAUGCGCCCUGGUGCAGAAUGGCCUGUGCCGAGAAGGAAACCACUCCCAUCUGAGCCUGGCCUGCUAGCUGCAUGACUGUGAAGAAGCAACGUCGGAAAAUGGGCUCCCUGGGGAUGGAGGCACCACUCUGGCUGUGUGAUGCGGCAGGGCCGUGGGCUGGGAGGGACUUGGAUGCACCAUGUAUUUAUUUAUCUAUUCCGUUUGAUAAUGCAAGCCCUGCGGGGUCGAUGUACAUGUGACUGAGGCAUUGGAUCCGGGGGCCUGUUCUCUGUGUGCUCGUUGGAGGAAGGGAAGUUUUCUGAAGUAGAAAUAGGAACAGAUGGUGCUGUGGCUUGGGGGGGAGGAGAGCUAUAGGCAGAGGAGAGGAAGAUAGGAGUGUGUCCGAAUUACAGUGGGUUGACUGACUGAGGGUACCGGGGAUUCACUGAUCGGUAGAAAUUGGCUGAGUAAAUGCAGUCAGAUUGCGGUUUGCCGCAAAACAGUCUGGAUCCCAUGGGAGAAAUAAAAGUAAAAUCUCCCCGCGUGCCGACUACCGCAAGGCAGAAAGGCGCAGGGGCAA
Molecule: messenger RNA, 2752 nt
Organism: Mauremys reevesii (Reeves's turtle)
Lineage: Eukaryota; Metazoa; Chordata; Testudines; Geoemydidae
Product: SLAM family member 8-like
Exons: 8
Coding region: 731-1696 (321 amino acids)
Source: RefSeq, a predicted model, not a curated record